Molecule: messenger RNA, 7657 nt
Organism: Apus apus (common swift)
Lineage: Eukaryota; Metazoa; Chordata; Aves; Apodiformes; Apodidae
Gene: CCDC149
Product: coiled-coil domain containing 149
Exons: 17
Coding region: 2834-4756 (640 amino acids)
Source: RefSeq, a predicted model, not a curated record
AUCGCUUGAAUUGUCAUUGGGUGGUAGCAUUCAAAUGGGGCUGGCUUUGCCCAGCCUCCACCAGCCCCACAUGUAGUCCCAAUCCCAGCAUCACUCUGCGCCACAUCCAAUCAGCAUUUUUCAGCAAAGUAAACCUGACAAGCACUUCUUACCCCCUCUCUGUUAAUUUGAUUAAUAGGCUGGAUUGAGCAGCAUCUUCUCAGAACAACCUCACAUCAGCAGGAGGGUACAAUGGCUAGAUUCCAAACCACGCAGCAUGGAGCACUAGGGCUUAAGAGAUGGCUCAUGGAAUUGUCCUGAUAAGUGAUGACGAAGGAAGCAGGGACAUUAGUCACAAGAUACUAAGGCUUUGACAUUGACAGCUGAUGAUGUACAGCACCUGCAUUUGGUUUGCAAUCAGUUCAGGCUACACUUCAGAUAUUUAGAUGUCUUUUGGGGUUUGUUUUUUUGUGUGUUUUGUUUUGUUUUGUUUUGGUCGUUGGGUUUGGGGUUUUUUUUAGCGUACGCAGAAAAUUAUGCACAUUGCUCUAGUUGCUGUGGAUGCGCCAGAUGGAAAAGUGUUCUCUCAAAUUCCCAGUGGGCUUCUAAAGCCCCAAAACAAGCAGUAGGGAUUAAUUCCUCCCCAGAUAAGAUUUUCCUAAAUCCUAACAGAUAAUUUGUUUGAAGUUUAAUUUUAGUCUGUUAUUAUACACAUGGGCCUUAUCUUCAUUCAGAGUUAUUAGCAAAAUUAAACAACUUCUUCAAACAGGAAAGGGAAGCAUAGCAAGAGCCCCAGCAAAUGAGUGAAACAGGCCAACAGCACUAAUGGGAGGCUUACGCAGUGAUGGCAGCCCUGAGCCCCCAAGGAACCUCCAGUUUGUCAUGUUCUCCCAUGCCUGACCCAUGCAGCAGAGGUACACCCUGCCCCUGGGGAGGGGAAUCCCAUGGCAUUCAAGCCACUUGCAUGGUGACCCAUGUUAAGAUUAAGAUAUUUAUACCCUGUUCUUCCUUCUAGUUAACAGGAUGCCUCACUCCGUGGUUCCCCAGCUCUUGUUUAUCUCCCUACAUUGCAGCACCUCUGGCUGUGUUUCCUCAGACACCAGAAGUGACAGCAGCAGUGGGACAAAGAAGAGAAGAAAAACAAGGCCACACAGCAUUUCACAUCUCGCAUAAUCCUUUAAACUGUGCACUCCACCAGUGGUACCCCUGGUUAAGAUCUGUGCCAAUUGCUUUCCAUGGUGAAUCCACACCUCCACUGGUGGACUGAACGCUUCUCUAGCCAGCAUGACACAGGAGCCUGGGGAGGAGUUCAUCUCCUCAUUGCACCACUCUAAAUGGGAUUUGGGCCCUCAGCCUCAAGGCGUAGAAGAAUCUCUGAACAUGUUAUCAUUGCAGUGUGCUCGUGGUCACGGUGAUGUUUAAGGCAACAUGUGGCCAGCUGCUGGUUUUGUGCUAUUUGACCUCAGUCCACAACAUUUGGACCAAAACUUGGAGGUCGCCACCUAAUUUAUUAUUUACCUGUGGGUAUAAAAAUCAUUACGAUGAAUAGAAUUCUUAAUUUUCAAAUAAAAGAUUGUAAGUCAGACUCUCUUUUUAUCUCCAUUAAACAAAAAAUAAGCAAAGCAAUCUAGAUUAAGGAUGUACAGUAAUCUCCCUUCCACACGGUCUAUCCAGAUGUUCACUAAUAUAAAUACAUUUGUAACUGUUAACUAGCUGCUUCAGUGUUUACAGGUCUGCCACAUAUGUUUUAAGGACAAAGUAGAAGAGUGAGUGAAUGUCACUAGUUCCUCAUAUUUCUCAUAAACAUGAAAAAUCUAGUGUAAUUCACUAGAGAAAUGAAGAUUUGUUGAUCCUUGUAAAGACAGCCUUGAGGCAUGGGAAAUCCCAUAUCUGAACACCAAUGCAAUUCAUCAAUAAAAGCAUUGAAUUCAGCCAUUACCUUCUCAUAAUGGAGAAUUGACUGUAUAAUUCAAUUUAGGACAGUCUGCAAAAAGAAACUGUAAUAGCCAGAAAAUACCUUCAUUCUCCCUGUCUUGUAAUAUGGGUAGGUCUGGGCAGAGUUAGAUGGAACAGAGAACAAUUUUUCUUCUAAGUUUAAGUAUAGCACAGGAAAAAGGACAAGAGGCAACAGACACAAGCUGCUGCAAUGGACAUUCUGGUUAGAUAGAAGAAAAGAAACUCAUCACAGUGAGUGUAGUCAAACACUGCAGCAUGUUACCCAGGGACGUUGUGGGAUUUCCAUCCUUGGAGAUGCUCAGAACUUGACUGCACAGAGCCUCAGUAACCUGACCUAACUUUGAUGUUUGCCCUGCUUUGAGAAAGAUGUUGGACCAAAUGACCUCCAGAGGUCCCUUUAGCCUCAAUGAUUAUAUGAUUUUAUGACAGAUUCCAAAGUCCUUUUGGUAUGUUAAUUGACAAGUUAUUUUAUAUCACCAAGAGGGGGCAACAUAUUUUAAUUCACACACAUAUACAGACAUAUUCUGGAACUAGGCCUGUUUGCUGUAAACAGUAACAGCAUGUUGUACCUUCACCCUGGGAAGAGGAAAAAAACGUUUUCAACAGCAGCCUGAGCAGGAUCGUAAACAACUUAACAACCUGCAGAAAGACUAAAGUGAUGCUCUUUUGCUCAACAAAGACCUCUAAAGACAGAUAAGCAAGACCUUUCAUCUUUAUGUAGUGAUGGGCACAAUCCAAAAGAAACCUGUUCUCCAAACACCUCAGACAUUUUGGGAGCUGGCAUAUUUCAAAGUCCUGCCUCACAUACCCAGCCCAUCAUCGCAGGCAGUGGAGUGAACUCUCUGUGAGAGUAGUGGGCAAGGUGCUAAGCAAAAUAGCAGACAGCAGUGGCAGCAGCAUGGCACAGGGGGCCGGUGGUGAGCAGAGAAGCCCGAAGCCACCUGGUUCAACGCCAGCAUCGGGGCUGAGCCGGAUCCUGAGUGCCCAAUGGAGACUGAGUCAGCUCUGGAGAGCAGCCAGCAGCAGUGCAACAAGGAGAAGAAAUCUACAUGCUAUGACAAAUCUUGGAGGAGAAAGACUUGGACAGAUGAAAUAUCUGGUGUGCAAAAGGAAGCUUGAAAGUAAAAAGGAGGCAUUGCUAAUCCUUUCCAAAGAGCUGGACACUUGUCAACAAGAAAGAGACCAGUACAAGCUUAUGGCCAACCAGUUGCGGGAACGACACCAGUCUCUGAAAAAGAAGUACCGAGAGCUGAUUGAUGGGGAUCCAUCUCUUCCACCUGAGAAGAGGAAACAGGCAAAUCUUGUUCAGCUACUGAGUGAGGCUCAAGAUAGAAAUAAACAUCUUGGAGAAGAAAUUAGAGAGCUUCAACAGAGACUGGGAGAAGUACAAGGGGACAAUAAGCUCCUUCGAAUGACAAUAGCAAAGCAAAGACUUGGAGAUGAUGAAGUUGGGGCUCGCCACUUUGCAGCGCAUGAACGGGAGGACCUUGUUCAACAACUGGAGAAGGCUCGAGAACAAAUAGAGACUCUGAGAUAUGAUCUUCAGGCUGCACUGGAUGAGUUGCAGGAUGUGAAAGAGGAGCGCUCUUUUUACCAAGAUAAGGCUGACAGACUAAACCAAGAACUUAAUCAUGUCUUAGGAGGGAAUGAAAACCGUAUAAUUGACAUAGAUGCUCUGUGUAUGGAGAACAGGUAUCUCCAAGAGAGAUUGAAACAACUUCAAGAGGAAGUCAACCUUCUUAAGUCUAAUAUUACUAAAUAUAAGAAUGCACUAGAAAGACGAAAAAAUUCAAAGACUCAUGGUAGAUCCAGUAGCAGUGCUCUGACUGGAGUCCUCUCUGCAAAGCAAGUCCAAGAGUUGUUGUCAGAGGAUCAUGGAUGUAGCCUACCAGCCACACCACAGUCCAUUUCAGAUCUCAAAUCACUGGCCACUGCAUUGCUGGAGACUAUCCAUGAAAAAAACAUUGUCAUACAACACCAACGACAAACCAACAAAAUUCUAGGUAACCGAGUAGCAGAACUAGAAAAGAAAUUAAGAACUUUGGAAAUUGCUGGCUUGUGGAGUCUUCCAGGCCUGAGCUACAAUGUCUCAGUGGGAUUUGGGAGUGGAAAGGAUACCAUAACAUUCAGUGACCCACCCUUGCCUGUUACACAGCGGUCCAGGUCACCUCUGUUAGCAUUUACUGAUAAGACAGAGAAAACAGAAGUACAAGGUGAGCACCUGGAACGUAAGCAACUUGAACAGAAGGGAAAACAUGAUGAAACUUGUGCUGUUUCAAGUGAACUCCUGGCUCCAGAAGCAACAAGCUUAAAUAAUAGAAACCAAAAUAAACAUUUUUAUUCUUCGUUACCCCAGUUACCUUCUGAGAAAGAAGAAAUAAACAAGCUUGGAAGUCAGAUAAUUAAACUGACAGAGCAGGCAGUUGCAGAACUGGAAGGGAAAAGAGCAGGCGCUUCCACAGAGGAGCAGAACACAGUCAAUGGAACAGACCUUAAUGGUUCAUCUGAGGGAGAGUUCCCACUUUCCAGCCCCGACCCAUUUGACCCCACAGAUCCCUCAAACUCAGAGAACGAACAGACAGCUGAAACUGAGGCCCUGAAAGACAAUGACCAAACCUCAGAGAGUGACUGUGAAAUUACAAAUGAAGGAGGGGAUCAGAAUAGCAGCAUCGUGGAUGUGGUGCAUACUGAGGACCCUGGAAGGCACAGAGGGCUUGAUGCACACACAAGUAACAGCUUUGAGGAGCUCCCUGAAUCUGACAACAAGAAGUCAUCUGAUUCUGCUGAAAACUCUGAAUAUUUGGAUAACAGUUUGGCUUGAGCUCAUCUCAUGAAAAUGCAGGGAGUUGUUUCACCACAUCCUGAGAACCUAAUUUAAUGAAGCUCUGAAGGAAGCAUAUCGUCAGAGAAGCCAGAAGUCUUUCUGUGAGAAGUGGCAAUGCUGUUCCAAAGCAAGGAGAACAGCAAGAGAAGAACCAGUGAUGUGCUGUCCACCUGCUUGGUAUUCUCAGUUGCUGGAAUUGCAUUCCUCAACCUACAGGAGAUGUAACAGCCCUCAGGCUGAAUAACUGGUGGUAGAUGGCAGCCUAAUGCAUCUGUGCCCUCCUUUUUAAAGGAAUCUGUCUUUUUUAUUUUCGUAUGUUUUGGAAUUCAGGGUAACUCUUCCUUUUCUCCUCAUUUCACCCAUCUGUGGUGUAGUGAAGGUUUACUUGCAUUGCUGCUUCUUUCUUAAACUUCUUCCCUUGGUGAUGUUUAGUCAUAGGAAAACAUUCCUAUAAUAACUGAGGAAAAGGGAGGCUGCUGUGUCAUUCCCUAGCUCACUCCUGAUGCUGGAGCUGUGCCACUCUGCUCCUAAGAAGGCAGCAACAAGGGAAUACUUAACAUUUAAGUUAGCAGCUGUUGGAGAAGAGGAGGCACGUCCUUCCUCUCCUGCUUGUAACAUGAGGAAUAGUCCCUGCAGCUGUGGAGCUUCUAUGGGCCAGCAGCCAUUAAGGCAAUUUUUCUGCUGGCCUGGGACCUAAUUGUCUGUAAAUGUUCAUUUCUCACUCCUAGAACUUGAAACCAAUCAGAGAGAAUUAAAGUAAAUUUAAUAAAAUACUACUAAUAAAAAGGAAAAUCCCUCCCAGAUUGAGUCCUUCUUUGAAAAAUAACUGCCAGCUGCAAAUUUUUACAGCCCACUUGUCAGCUACUGAAUAAACAGAGCUUAUAUUAGCAAUACUGACAAACUCUUCUGUAUAUGGAAGAUGAGCUAGCAGGUGCUGCCAUAAUCAAGGUGUCAGAGUCCAUGAACAGUUGGUAUUCAGCAGAAGAAAGGCUGUAUGUAAAUGAUUACAUAUAAAUAUAAGAACGAUAGGGGGAAGGUGAAAAAUGUGGCUUGUCUCUGUUCUCAUGUGUUUUCCCCAGCAGGUGCAUUCGUGUAACCCAUUCAGUGUCUUAUCUGGAGGCAAUAAAGCCAUACUCACAGAGCUCCUCAAGUGUAUUUCCUCCCUCUUUAAAGGUAAUUUGGCAUUGCAGAUUUCACUGAUAUUAAGCAGCAGCCCUUAGGAACAAAACAACAUCUGUAUAUUUAAGCAUAUUAAGGACAUGAAGCAGUAAAAAGUUUUCUUUAAUUAUCGUGAUCACCAUUUAAGUUCGUCAUCACCUGAAAAACCAGGAAGAGUCUUAAGUAUUUGAGUGAUUGUUAGGCUGUUCUCAUUAAUUGUAACCAACUGCAUUAUUGACUCAUUUAUAUGACAGUACUGACAAGUCGGAAGAGAAAUAGCUGCAGAAACUGGCAUCUCUGGGAGAUUGUGGCAAGAUUUUUUCCUUUAAUGCUUGAAUGUCACAUGAAGCAGCAUUUUAUUCAAGAUGUAUUCUUUUCCAUCUUUCACAGACUAAUCCUGCGCAGAGCUAAAUAUCAAUGCAGUCAGAACUGAGGCAAGCAAAUAAGAAGGUCAGGAUUUCACACAGCUGAGCUCAGAAAUGUUGGGGGUGUUUAUAUUGUUUCCCUGCCCUGUGUCUUUCCUAAGCCACAGUUGUGUAAAUUAGCAUUUUGCUCCUGGUCCUUUAAUAGUCACUUAAUGCUAUUAAUUAAGAGCUUGGUGCGAAAAUUCGAGCAGGUAGAAGCAGCACUGGACCUCAUUUGUUGAUUCUUUUUAAUAUGUUUGUUCUUUGAGAUCAUAGUGAUGUACAACCCAACAAUUAGGACAUCUUGGUAAUUAUCCUCACACCCUCUCCCUCUUAGAUGCCAAUGUUAUAUCUUUGCAAUUACUAAAUUCCAGUGAGAUAUCUAGAUCUCUGGAAGCCUAAUUUUUAGUGCUAUAUCACUGCUGCAAUACUGCCCCUCUUCUUUCUGCCCUAGUGAAUGUGUAUUCUAGCUACGUUUUUAGCCUUCUCCCAGGAACACAGGACUUCAAAAUCAGGAGACUUGUAAAAGUAAGGCAUCUUUGCUGCACUAUGUGGUAAUUAAUUGAAUAUGCUUGUCAGUAUCUUCCUUGGAUAUUGCUUUAAUUGAUAUUUAUUCCCCCCCCCAGUAAAUUAACUAGUGUUUUGUUCUGGAAUCAAAACUACUGUAGGUUUUUCUGGGGCCUGGGGAAGGCAGGGGGGUGUUGGUUUUGGUGGGUUUUUUUCUUUAGACUUGAGUUCCCUUAUCUAGAAAAUUAGAAAUUCAGAUAUCACGUCCAGACAUAUGAGCCUUUUUGGUUUUGGGCUCUGGGGAAGCAAAGUGGGAAGGGAAUGUUGUGGCAGGGGUGUGGAGAAGAUGCAUUUCACAAACUGAUUUUAAGGAAGUUGUCUCGUCUAAAAGUGAAUUCAUGCAUUGUCUGUGGGGAGGAUUUCAUUUGAAAGUACAAUGUUGUGGUUAUUUGAAAAAAAAUGUUCACUGAAUUUGUAAAAUAAGUGUGUGAAAAUGACAGAUGAAGAAGCAUCUUUUAGAAUGCUGCUUCUUUUCUAAGUGAGACUAUUUUUAAGGAUAUGGGAAUUUGUAUAAUAAAGAGUGGAAUUUCUUAAAUCCAUAUGAGCUCAGGAAUGUAUUUCAAAAUCUUAACUGAGAUAAAGUUGAAAGUCUGCUAUGUUUCUAAAAUAUAGGAUUUUGUUUAUCAGCUUCUGUUUUGUAGUUUUACUUCCUAAAUUAUGCAGUUUAAUUUAUUUGCAAACCUCUCUUGUUGCCUCCUGGAUUAACUGCACAACAUAGUUCAACUAUAUUAAUACAUUUUGUCAUCUUUAAUAAAAACAUGUCCUGAUA